Molecule: messenger RNA, 2451 nt
Organism: Lobosporangium transversale
Lineage: Eukaryota; Fungi; Mortierellomycota; Mortierellomycetes; Mortierellales; Mortierellaceae
Exons: 1
Source: RefSeq, a predicted model, not a curated record
UCUGCAGCUCUUUUCACCUUGUCAAAACAGUGCUCAGCCACUUCGGCAGCUGUUUUCACCUUGUCAAAAUUGUGCCCAGAGACUUCGGCUGUUGUCAAAACAGCUCUGCAGCUCUUUUCACCUUGUCAAAACAGUGCUCAGCCACUUCGGCAGCUGUUUUCACCUUGUCAAAAUUGUGCCCAGAGACUUCGGCUGUUGUCAAAACAGCUCUGCAGCUCUUUUCACCUUGUCAAAAUUGUGCCCAGAGACUUCGGCUGUUGUCAAAACAGCUCUGCAGCUCUUUUCACCUUGUCAAAACAGUGCUCAGCCACUUCGGCAGCUGUUUUCACCUUGUCAAAAUUGUGCCCAGAGACUUCGGCUGUUGUCAAAACAGCUCUGCAGCUCUUUUCACCUUGUCAAAAUUGUGCCCAGAGACUUCGGCUGUUGUCAAAACAGCUCUGCAGCUCUUUUCACCUUGUCAAAACAGUGCUCAGCCACUUCGGCAGCUGUUUUCACCUUGUCAAAAUUGUGCCCAGAGACUUCGGCUGUUGUCAAAACAGCUCUGCAGCUCUUUUCACCUUGUCAAAACAGUGCUCAGCCACUUCGGCAGCUGUUUUCACCUUGUCAAAAUUGUGCCCAGAGACUUCGGCUGUUGUCAAAACAGCUCUGCAGCUCUUUUCACCUUGUCAAAACAGUGCUCAGCCACUUCGGCAGCUGGUUUCACCUUGUCAAAAUUGUGCCCAGAGACUUCGGCUGUUGUCAAAACAGCUCUGCAGCUCUUUUCACCUUGUCAAAACAGUGCUCAGCCACUUCGGCAGCUGUUUUCACCUUGUCAAAAUUGUGCCCAGAGACUUCGGCUGUUGUCAAAACAGCUCUGCAGCUCUUUCCACCUUGUCAAAACAGUGCUCAGCCACUUCGGCAGCUGUUUUCACCUUGUCAAAAUUGUGCCCAGAGACUUCGGCUGUUGUCAAAACAGCUCUGCAGCUCUUUUCACCUUGUCAAAACAGUGCUCAGCCACUUCGGCAGCGGUUUUCACCUUGUCAAAAUUGUGCCCAGAGACUUCGGCUGUUGUCAAAACAGCUCUGCAGCUCUUUUCACCUUGUCAAAAUUGUGCCCAGAGACUUCGGCUGUUGUCAAAACAGCUCUGCAGCUCUUUCCACCUUGUCAAAACAGUGCUCAGCCACUUCGGCAGCUGUUUUCACCUUGUCAAAAUUGUGCCCAGAGACUUCGGCUGUUGUCAAAACAGCUCUGCAGCUCUUUUCACCUUGUCAAAACAGUGCUCAGCCACUUCGGCAGCUGUUUUCACCUUGUCAAAAUUGUGCCCAGAGACUUCGGCUGUUGUCAAAACAGCUCUGCAGCUCUUUCCACCUUGUCAAAACAGUGCUCAGCCACUUCGGCAGCUGGUUUCACCUUGUCAAAAUUGUGCCCAGAGACUUCGGCUGUUGUCAAAACAGCUCUGCAGCUCUUUUCACCUUGUCAAAAUUGUGCCCAGAGACUUCGGCUGUUGUCAAAACAGCUCUGCAGCUCUUUUCACCUUGUCAAAACAGUGCUCAGCCACUUCGGCAGCGGUUUUCACCUUGUCAAAAUUGUGCCCAGAGACUUCGGCUGUUGUCAAAACAGCUCUGCAGCUCUUUUCACCUUGUCAAAACAGUGCUCAGCCACUUCGGCAGCUGGUUUCACCUUGUCAAAAUUGUGCCCAGAGACUUCGGCUGUAGUCAAAACAGCUCUGCAGCUCUUUCCACCUUGUCAAAACAGUGCUCAGCCACUUCGGCAGCUGGUUUCACCUUGUCAAAAUUGUGCCCAGAGACUUCGGCUGUUGUCAAAACAGCUCUGCAGCUCUUUUCACCUUGUCAAAACAGUGCUCAGCCACUUCGGCAGCGGUUUUCACCUUGUCAAAAUUGUGCCCAGAGACUUCGGCUGUUGUCAAAACAGCUCUGCAGCUCUUUUCACCUUGUCAAAACAGUGCUCAGCCACUUCGGCAGCUGUUUUCACCUUGUCAAAAUUGUGCCCAGAGACUUCGGCUGUUGUCAAAACAGCUCUGCAGCUCUUUUCACCUUGUCAAAAUUGUGCCCAGAGACUUCGGCUGUUGUCAAAACAGCUCUGCAGCUCUUUUCACCUUGUCAAAACAGUGCUCAGCCACUUCGGCAGCUGGUUUCACCUUGUCAAAAUUGUGCCCAGAGACUUCGGCUGUUGUCAAAACAGCUCUGCAGCUCUUUUCACCUUGUCAAAAUUGUGCCCAGAGACUUCGGCUGUUGUCAAAACAGCUCUGCAGCUCUUUUCACCUUGUCAAAACAGUGCUCAGCCACUUCGGCAGCUGGUUUCACCUUGUCAAAAUUGUGCCCAGAGACUUCGGCUGUUGUCAAAACAGCUCUGCAGCUCUUUUCACCUUGUCAAAACAGUGCUCAGCCACUUCGGCAGCUGUUUUCACCUUGUCAAAAUUGUGCCCAGAGACUUCUUCGUGUCAAGGACUGA